This is a messenger RNA of Cucurbita maxima (winter squash), 1562 nucleotides long. RefSeq names its product probable envelope ADP,ATP carrier protein, chloroplastic. Gene Ontology annotation, molecular function: ATP transmembrane transporter activity. The record is from RefSeq and is a predicted model, not a curated record. Gene Ontology annotation, biological process: transmembrane transport. Lineage: Eukaryota; Viridiplantae; Streptophyta; Magnoliopsida; Cucurbitales; Cucurbitaceae. The transcript is spliced from 10 exons. The coding region runs from base 87 to 1253 and encodes 388 amino acids. Gene Ontology annotation, cellular component: thylakoid membrane.
AAUUGAAAACAAAUUUCCAUUUUGUUGUCCCUCCCGCGUACCUUAUCCUUUUCAUGCUCCCUCUUCAAUAAACAGAUCUCUCUCCCAUGGCGAAACACGAGACAAACGAAGGCAAAGCCGCAUUGGUAUGGCGGAAUAUCCCGACCCUCAGAGCCUCUCUUCAAUCUACGCCUGAUUUCUCCGAUGGAUUAUGGAGCAAUAACGCUCAGCUCUCCCGUAUGCCGGUGGCCGAUUGCCGUCGCCUUCGAUGCAAAUUUGCGUGCGUUUCGGUUGUGGAAAAGAGAGACCAACACGAGUUCGCUCCGUCUCUGUCUCAGCUACUCACGCAUCCACAGGCUUUACUUGGUUUGGUGCCCGACAAGGCCGCGGUCUUUACUGCAGCCGCCAUCGCCGGUGCUUCUGCGAAGACCAUGACGGCUCCUCUCGACCGCAUCAAGCUUCUUAUGCAGACUCAUGGUGUUCGAGUAGCGCAAGAAGGCACUAAGAAAGCAAUUGGUUUCAUCGAGGCUAUAACAGCUAUAGGUCAGAAUGAAGGAGUUAAAGGUUACUGGAAAGGCAACCUCCCUCAGGUCAUACGAGUUAUACCUUAUAGUGCUGUCCAGCUUUUUUCUUAUGAAAUGUACAAGAAACUCUUUAAGGGGGAAGAUGAUGAGCUAUCUGUGCGUGGAAGACUUGCUGCAGGUGCUUGUGCUGGCAUGACAUCUACUUUUAUUACAUACCCACUAGAUGUACUAAGAUUAAGGUUGGCAGUUGAACCAGGUUAUCGAACUAUGUCUGAGGUUGCCUUGAAUAUGCUAAAAGAGGAAGGCAUUGCAUCAUUCUACUAUGGUCUUGGACCUUCACUUAUUAGCAUAGCUCCUUACAUUGCUGUAAACUUCUGCAUGUUUGACUUAUUGAAGAAAUCUUUACCUGAGAAUGUUCAAAAGAGACCUCAAACAUCUCUACUAAGUGCCUUGAUAUCAGCUUCCUGUGCUACACUAACGUGUUAUCCUUUGGACACUGUGAGAAGACAGAUGCAAAUGAGGGGCACACCCUACAAGACAGUUUUGGAAGCGCUCUCAGGUAUCAUUGAACAAGAUGGAGUCGUUGGCUUGUACAGGGGUUUUGUUGCAAAUGCUUUGAAAACCCUUCCAGCCAGUAGCAUCAGGCUUACGGUGUUCGACUAUCUCAAGGGUCUCGUAGCUAUCAGUAAAAAGGAGUUCGAGCAAAUAGUUGAAGAUAAUCGCGAGAAGAAAGCCCAAACAAGUAGUUGAACGAUCCUGAAGUUUGUCUCAUUUUAGUGUCUGUAGUCGUUGUUUACUGCAUAUCCAAUUUUGGGAGUGAAAUGCGUCUCUAUGAAAAGCUAAUAUUUUUGGUGUAUGCUAAAGGAUUAGGCUAGAAAUUUUUGAGAUACUAGUAUUUGUUCUUGAGCUGUGUUCUUUAAUUGUAUACUUAUUUUAGUUAAGUUAGUUUCCCAACUUUGGCCUGCCUUCCAACACAUGGUUUAGUUUUAGAUGAUAAAGUACAUCAUGUUCUACUAAGCAUUCAUUUCUGCAUCUAUGAGAUGAAAUUUGAGAAGCUGG